This is a messenger RNA of Aureococcus anophagefferens, 666 nucleotides long. RefSeq lists its product as hypothetical. The transcript has a single exon. Gene Ontology annotation, molecular function: orotate phosphoribosyltransferase activity. Gene Ontology annotation, cellular component: cytoplasm. Gene Ontology annotation, biological process: pyrimidine nucleotide biosynthetic process; pyrimidine ribonucleoside biosynthetic process; 'de novo' pyrimidine nucleobase biosynthetic process. The record is from RefSeq and is a predicted model, not a curated record. The annotation marks the transcript as partial. Lineage: Eukaryota; Pelagophyceae; Pelagomonadales; Pelagomonadaceae.
CACCAGCGCGCCUUCAUCGACUGCGUGCUCGACACGGGCGCGCUCAAGUUCGGGGCCUUCACGCUCAAGUCCGGCCGCGCCUCGCCCUACUUCUUCAACGCGGGCAAGGUCUGCGACGGUCCCAACGUGCUCUCGCUCUUCGAGGCCUACGCGGCCGCGAUCGUCGCCUCGGGCCUCGACUUCGACGUCAUCUUCGGCCCGGCCUACAAGGGCAUCCCCCUCUGCGCCGGCGUCGCCGCCGCCCUCGCCGGCCGCGGCGUCAUCGCGCAGUUCGCGUACAACCGCAAGGAGGCGAAGGACCACGGCGAGGGCGGCACGCUCGUCGGCGCGGACGUCGCGGGCAAGAAGGUCUUGCUCGUGGACGACGUCAUCUCCGCGGGCACGGCCGUGCGCGAGGCGACGGGCAUCCUGAAGCAGGCCGGCGCGAUCCUCGUCGCGGUCUGCGUCGCCGUCGACCGGGAGGAGGUCACGGGCGGCGCGGCGCCGCCGGAGCCGGGCGCGCCGCGCGUCUCCGCCGUCGCCGCCGUCCAGCGCGACCUCGGCGUGCCCGUCGUGCCCAUCGUCACGCUCACGGACCUCCUCGCCUACCUCGACGCGGCCAAGGGCGGCGACGCGGAGACGGCGAAGCACGCGGACGCGGUCCGCGACUACCGCGCGGUCUACGGC